This is a messenger RNA of Dicentrarchus labrax (European seabass), 2584 nucleotides long. It is a transcript of the gene muc13b, whose product is annotated as mucin 13b, cell surface associated. NCBI's taxonomy places the organism in Eukaryota, Metazoa, Chordata, Actinopteri, Moronidae. The record is from RefSeq and is a predicted model, not a curated record. Gene Ontology annotation, biological process: cell-cell junction assembly.
ACCUCAGCCCUCAUCCUCCAAGGUUUAGGGCACUAAAGCCUUGUCUAGCGCUCACUGGUAUUCUGUUUUGUCUUAACUUCUUUUCCAAUGGCUCGAGAAUUAAAAAACCUCUGUGUCCUUUGGCUGGUUUCAGCAUGUCUUGCUACUGAAAGCUUGGUAAUGGUAACUAAUAGUACUCCUACUACUAUUACUCCACCGCCAACUACUGAAGCUCCGGGAGCAAGUUCUCCUAGUCCUACUACUAUUACUCCACCGCCAACUACUGAAGCUCCGGGAGCAAGUUCUCCUAGUCCUACUGCUACUACUCUACCGCCAACUACUGACAAUCCGGGAGCAAGUUCUCCUAGUCCUACUACUACUACUCUACCGCCAACUACUGGCAAUCCGGGAGCAAGUUCUGCUAGUCCUACUGCUACUACUCCACCGCCAGGUACUGGCAUCACCGGAACAGAUUCUGCUAGUCCACCUACCCAACCACCACCGACUGAAAACCCGGAAGCAGGCCCUUGUGAUGUGAACCCAUGUGGAAUUGGAAGCACCUGUGACCCUCGUCAUAAUCAAACCUUUGUUUGCUUGUGCUUGGCUGGUGAUGUCUACAAUUAUGACAAUACAAUUUGUGAGAGGGCCAAAGUGUUCCCUGGACAUCUAAGCCUGCCUGGAAUCAAUUACAAUAAUGAAAUGGCUGAUAAGACAUCAGAAAUAUUUCUAGACAACUCAAAAGCAAUUACUGAUGCGCUGUCGGCUGAAUUAAACAAAACUGAGGGUUACUCUGGAUCUAUAGUGCUGGAAAUCCGGCCCAUUAACAACGGCAAAGUUUGGUUAAGGAACAGUAAAGGGGUCAAUGCAACUGUAGAGAUCACCUACGCACCAAGCGCUGACAUCAAAACAGAAGAGGUUUUAACAGCAAUAAAAAUUGGCGCUACGUGUUCAGACUGUACACUGAAAGGCUCAACUUUUGUUGAUGAAAACCUGUGUGAUAACAGUCCCUGUGAUGAAAAAUCUGUAACAUGCUCAUCAGCAGAUGGAGAUUUUAACUGUACAUGUAUCGAAAACUACAUUAAGACAGACUUCAGUAACAGAAUUUGCAUUGCUUGUCCCAGUGGCACAAAAGCUGAUGAAUCCUCUGAAUGUGUCGCUUGUCCAUUUGGUUAUUCUGGUUUUAACUGCAAUGAAUCAUGGCAGCUGACACUGGUGAUUGUCGGGUCCGUGUUAGGGGGACUGCUGCUCAUCACACUCAUUCUUCUGCCUGUUGUGGCACUCAAAUCCCCAAAGAAGAGUUCCAAGAAGAAGAACAAAAAUGCAGACAUUGGGACUUACGUCACCCACUCUCCUGCCAAGGCACCAUUGGUUAACGGCAACCACACAGCCGCAUUUAAUGGGCAGGCCAAUUCCUUUGCCAAUGCUGGGGUGCCUAGGAUCCCACGGGCCACAACCACCAGUAGCUGGGACAGCAGGACCAACCUUGAGAUGACUCCAAGCAAUAGCCGGCAAAACCUUGUCAAUUCGGGGAGGAACAUGCGGCAGUUUGAAGACGAUGAUGACAUGCCCCCUUAUGCUCAGGUUCGACCCCAGAGCAGCCUCUAUGAUCAGGCUCGACCCCAGAGCAGCCUCUACGCUCAGGCUCGACCCCAGAACAACCCCUAUGCCCAGGAUCGACCCCAGAACAACCCCUAUGCCCAGGAUCGACCCCAGAACAACCCGUACGCUUCGAGCCAAGGCCAAUCAAACCCUUACUACACGCAUGACAAUGGAAGACGGUUCAAUUAAUGAGGAACCACAAAGGUUUAUCCUACAGUGACACUUGCCCAGAUCAAAAACUUGUUGAGGUUUCAUUGGAAACAUCUCAGAAUAAUUCUUUCCCUAAAAAAUAACUGUUCACUGUUAAUAUAGUAUUAUGGUAAGAGUUGUUUUAACAGAAGCACUAAUUACUAUUACUGUGCCAUAUGGCAGGUAUGUUCUUUCACCACACUGACCAGCAUUGUUCUAUUCUGUAAGCUGUCAUAAAUCAUUCCUGUCUUUGCUUGACUAAUCUCUGUGAAAGUUUGAGAAACGUACACUGUAGUUAUCUUUGCCGUCUAUGAAUAUUGAUAUUACUUACUUAAAGAUCAUCUCCAGACAUGUACUAUGACAUAUAGAAAUAAUUUGUUUAGUAUAAUUUACACAUUAAAAUCCUUAAAAAGGCAUUUACUCCUACCUCAAAUGUCUCUUACUUCAUUAUAAAGUCCAUUCUCAGUGUAUGUGAUGUCACAACACAUGCGUGUAGGCCCCGCCCCUUAAAAUCUGAUUUUAAAUAAGCACAGAGAAACUUUCCACUUUCAUGAAAAGCCUAUUUUUGAGUAGACAGGAACUUAAGAAAGUGUAAUUGUUUAAUGGCAUUGAGGCAGAAAUUGAUACUUUGAUCAGGCUGAAACCCAGAAAUGAGAAUGUUCAUUAUCUUUCUCUUGCCAUGUUAUUAAAUGGCUCGUCUAUGAAUUUACAAGUUAUCAUUUCGCAUGUAAAAUGAUUUAAGGUUCUGUUUUUUUUUAUAAUGAGACAAGUUUCUUUUGUUCAAAUAAAAUCAAAUGAGUUAUUCUUUCAAAUUAGG